UCCAAGAAUUACCAACCUGGAGGAAAGCGAGCUAACCGGAGUGACAGAGGAGGGUUAAGGACUCCAAACGAAAACAAACAAGGACGCACCGGGCAUCUUUUAUUUCACCAUGCGAGUAAAACCUCUCUAAAGGAUGGCAGCGAUGGGUUAGACAGGAUUUAACAUGACUGCAAAAUAAAAGCCACUGUGUGUAAAAGAUGUCUGCUCCACACGGGCCCCGGGGCGGCCCUGGCCCUGCUGCUGCUGCUGCCUCAGCGGCCGGCGCCAUGCCGGAGAUGCCGGACCUCAGCCACCUCACCGAGGAUGAGAGGAAGAUCAUCCUCGGUGUCAUGGACCGACAGAAGAAGGAGGAAGCGAAGGAACAGUCGAUGUUAAAGAUCAAAGAAGAACCAAAGCCUCAGCCGGCACAGUGGUUUCCCUUUAGUGGGAUCACUGAGCUGGUAAAUAACGUCCUUCAGCCCCAGCAAAAGUCCCAAAAUGACAAGGAGCCAGAGCCAGACGCGAAGUUGCACCAGCAGUUUGAAUCGUAUAAGGACCAGGUUAAGAAGAUGGGGGAGGAGUCUAAGCAGACUCAGGACCAGAAGAGCGAAGCCCCAACCUGCGGGAUAUGCCACAAAACCAAGUUUGCCGAUGGCUGUGGCCACCUCUGUUCAUAUUGCCAAACGAAAUUCUGUGCUCGGUGCGGAGGACGAGUGUCUCUGCGGUCAAAUAAGGAGGACAAAGUGGUUAUGUGGGUAUGCAACUUGUGCCGAAAACAACAAGAAAUCCUCACCAAAUCGGGGGCGUGGUUCUAUGGCUCUGGGCCUGGUCAGGUGCGGGGUGUGUUUGAGGGUGGGCCACAGGGGAAAAAGGCCAAACUGCAGGACCCAUCCCUGUACCCCUACCAGGGAGCCUCAGGGGACUUCACACCAGCGUCAGACAGAAGCAGACCUCACGGCGGGCUCCUGCCCAGACAGGCGUCCCUUGACAACGGAUCGGGGCUGAGGUACUCGGGACCUGGCGACGCACCCAUAGACAGGAAACGAAGCCCAUCUGCAUCCAGGGAUCCAAACCAAAAAUACGACCAAAGGGAGGGGGGCGACCACUCACAGUAUGCCCCGACGGACGGCGGCAUGCCUAGAUCACCGUCUGACUAUGGGGAUGGGGACCCUCGGCGGGCUCCGCGGGGCCCACACAUGUACCCAGACGUGGAUGCGGCACGGAUGGGCUACCGGGACCGGCGGGGCCCUGGACGCUGGCACUCCCAGGAAUACCCGCUGGACCAGGAGCUAGAUGGACCCAGCGAGUAUGACCUCCAGCGGCAGCGCCAGGAGGAAUUCCAAGCGCGCUAUCGCAGUGACCCCAAUCUGGCACGCUACCCUGUUAAGCCGCAGCCCUACGAGGAGCAGAUGAGGAUGCAUGCUGAGGUUGGCCGUCUGAGGCAUGAGCGCCGCCAUAGUGAUGUCUCCCUGGCCUACACGGAGCAGGACGACCCAGGCCCCAUCCGGCUGUCCCGUCAGCAUCUCACCGAGCGCCGGCCGCCUAUGGUGGGACAGCGCUCCUACUCCGUCGACCGCUCCUCCCCUGGGCCCAUGGGUCCUGGCCUUGGAGGCCAUAGAACCUCCAACCACAGCCCCCCGACGCCACACCGUAGCCCUGUGCUGGGUGACAGAUCUGGGGACCUGCGGAGAGGGGACAUGGGUGGAGGCGGGGAUCCCAUGAGGAGGCAGCAACACCACUUGGAUCCCAGUUCAGCUGUCCGUAAGACCAAGAGGGAGAAGAUGGAGAGCAUGUUGAGGAAUGACUCUCUAAGCUCAGACCAGUCGGAGUCAGUGCGCCCACCACCCCCCAAGCCCCACAAAACCAAAAAGGGAGGAAAGAUGCGGCAGGUAUCGCUGAGCAGCUCGGAGGAGGAGCUGGCUACAACACCAGAGUACACCAGCUGUGAGGAUGUGGAGAUAGAGAGUGAGUCAGUCAGUGAGAAAGGGGACAGUCAAAGGGGAAAAAGAAAAACUAUUGAGCAGACAUUUAUGUCCGAGCCGACACACACCUUAUCUGAGAGGCAAAAGAAAAUGGUGCGCUUUGGGGGACACUCAUUUGAAGAGGACUUGGCAUGGUGUGAACCGCAGGUUAAAGACUCGGGAGUUGAUACGUGCAGUAGCACUACCCUAAACGAGGAGCAUAGCCAUAGUGAGAAGCACCCGGUGACGUGGCAGCCGUCCAAAGAUGGGGAUCGCCUAAUAGGGCGUAUUUUACUCAACAAGCGCAUGAAAGAUGGAAGUGUGCCUCGAGACUCAGGAGCUCUGCUUGGUCUAAAGGUGGUGGGCGGCAAGAUGACAGAAUCUGGUAGACUUUGUGCUUUUAUCACUAAAGUGAGGAAAGGAAGUCUAGCAGACACUGUUGGACACCUUAGACCAGGUGACCAAGUGCUGGAGUGGAAUGGGAAGCUUUUACAAGGAGCCACAUUUAAAGAAGUUUACAAUAUUAUUCUAGAAUCUAAGCCUGAGCCGCAGGUGGAGCUGGUGGUCUCACGGCCUAUAGGAGAUAUUCCAAGGAUACCAGACAGCACACAUGCACAACUGGAAUCAAGUUCGAGUUCUUUUGAGUCUCAGAAAAUGGAUCGCCCGUCCAUCUCCGUCACGUCCCCCAUGAGUCCCAGCAUGCUGAGGGACGCCCCCCAGUACCUGUCAGGACAGCUCUCAAGCCAAAGCCUUAGUAGAAGAACAACGCCUUUUGCCCCUAGGGUCCAGGUCAAACUGUGGUAUGACAAAGUGGGCCAUCAGCUAAUUGUCACCAUCCUGGGCGCCAAAGACCUGCCACCCAGGGAAGACGGCCGGCCCAGGAACCCUUACGUCAAAAUCUACUUCCUCCCCGAUAGAAGUUUGAAUUAUUGUUCCUCCAGCGACAAAAGCAAGAGGAGAACAAAAACAGUAAAGAAAUCCUUAGAGCCCAAAUGGAACCAGACCUUUAUGUAUUCGCCGGUGCACCGGCGGGAGUUUCGGGAGCGCAUGCUGGAGAUCACAUUGUGGGACCAAGCCAGGGUGAGGGAGGAGGAGAGCGAAUUCCUGGGAGAGAUCCUCAUAGAGCUGGAGACAGCUCUUCUGGAUGAUGAGCCCCACUGGUACAAGCUACAAACCCACGAUGUGUCCUCCAUCCCGCUCCCACGUGCCUCCCCGAACACGCAGCGCAGGCAGCUCCAUGGAGAGAGUCCAACACGACGGCUCCAGAGAUCCCAGAGGAUAAGUGACAGUGAGAUCUCAGACUAUGAUUGUGAAGAUGGUGUUGGGGUAAUAACAGACUACCGGCCAAAUGGCAGAGACUUCCAGAGCUCCACAUUGUCUGUCCCUGAGCAGGUGAUGUCGUCCAACCACUGCUCUCGGUCGGUCGAUAUUAACCGGGCACGGUCGCGCUCUCCCAGUGUUCCCCCACCCUCCAGCAGAAGUCUGGACCCAGCCUUUGACCUUAGGCCUUCUCAGUACAGCUCCUCCACUAGAGUGGACCACCACAGUGUGUCCGAAGAUAACUACUCACCUGACAGCCGCAACCAUCGCGUGUACCCAAUCUGCAGAGAGGAAGCAGUCAGGUUACUGCGUUCCACUAGGAUGGCCCGCGCCUAUUCUGAAGGCGCCUACUCCUCCGACUAUGACUAUGAGAGGAACCACGGAGCCAUGGAUAGACACGAGUAUCACAGCAGGUCCCGCUCUGCAGACCAGCGGCCCACUAUAGAGCGCCCCACAUCCCGCUCGCGCUCCACUGAACGCCCUCACGACUCGUCGCUCAUGAGGUCCAUGCCGUCUCUGCCAUCUGGGAGGUCCGCCCCCCCCUCACCUGCCUUGACGAGGGCGCAUCCUCGUAGUGGAUCAGUCCAGACCAGUCCCACCAGUACCCCUAUGUCCAGUAGACGAGGACGGCAACUCCCACAGCUUCCACCCACGGGGAAAGACAGAAAAGAUGGAGACGAAGGAACAGAGCCUUGUGAAGAAGACACGGACUCACCAGGUUGGACGAACUCAGGUAUGGACAUGGAGGAGAGGACCAGGCAGAUGAAACUGAAGAUGAACAAGUACAAGCAGGGAGCGGGCUCUGACUCCAGACUGGAGCAAGACUACCACAAGCGAUCGGGCAGAGAUCCACGGGGCUCAGAUAACCUGUCGGCAAAGUCAUCAGACAGUGAUGUAAGCGACGUGUCCGCUGUGUCGAGAACCAGUAGUGCCUCUCGGUUCAGCAGCACGAGCUACAUGUCUGUCCAAUCAGAAAGGCCGCAGGGAAACCGCAAAAUCCGUGACUUUGCAUCCAAAAUGAAAAACAGGCAGAUGGGCUCGUCGGGCGGGAUGAACAUGACCAAGAGCACAAGCAUCAGUGGCGACAUGUGCAACCUGGAGAAGACGGAUGGUAGCCAGUCGGACACGGCGGUUGGCACGGUAGGCACUGACGACAAGAAGAGGCGCUCCAGCAUUGGUGCCAAAAUGCAGGCCAUGGUUGGCAUGUCGCGCAAGAGCCGGAGCACCUCUCAGCUCAGCCAAACAGAAGCGGGAGGUAAGAAGUUACGUAGCACGAUCCAGAGAAGUACAGAAACAGGCCUGGCGGUGGAGAUGAGGAGCAGGAUGACUCGGCAGGCCAGCCGGGAGUCCACAGACGGCAGCAUGAACAGCUACAGCUCCGAGGGAAAUCUCAUCUUCCCUGGUGUGAGGCUCUCCUCAGAUGCCCAGUUCAGUGACUUUCUGGAUGGUCUCGGCCCUGCUCAGCUGGUUGGACGACAGACGUUGGCUACUCCACCUAUGGGUGACAUCCAGAUCGGUAUGGUGGAAAAGAAAGGAGCACUGGAGGUGGAGGUCAUCAGAGCCCGUGGCCUUGUGGGAAAACCAGGUUCCAAGGCACUGCCAGCACCAUAUGUAAAGGUCUACCUUUUGGAAAACGGAGUCUGCAUAGCCAAAAAGAAAACAAAAGUAGCAAGAAAAACCUUGGAUCCUCUUUACCAGCAGCAACUGCCGUUUGAAGAGAGUCCAGGAGGGAAGGUUUUACAGGUCAUCGUUUGGGGCGACUAUGGACGUAUGGACCAUAAAUCAUUCAUGGGAGCAGUUCAGAUACUGUUAGACGAGCUGGACCUGUCCAACAUGGUGAUUGGCUGGUUUAAGCUCUUUCCUCCUUCCUCAUUGGUGGACCCUACUCUGGCCCCACUGACAAGAAGAGCUUCCCAAUCCUCACUGGACAGUUUCUCUCGAUCAUAGCAGCGUGUGGACUGAUAGCGUUGUUGUAGCAGCCAGUGUUGCGAUUACAGGUCACGCCCCCCGGUUACACUGCAUGCUUGAUGUUGUGUCUUCUGAGCCUGUUUCUAGGGGUGCAAAAAACGUGAUCCUGUGUUUUGAGCAAAAACGUCGCGCACAUUGUGCACGUGGCGAAGCGUGUUGCAAGCGCCUGGCGGCCGGGAUUGCCGGGUGUUGUUGUUGUUGUUUGGAGGAAGCUGGAAUGAACUCCUUAGCACGAGGAAUCCGUCAGUUCCAGGUUUUCAUCCAAUUCGAAGCCAUGGGGGUCAGUACUGGGAACCGCUAAAUGAGUUCUACAGGAGCCCUUUUCGAAUUAAAAAUAAAUGUUUUUGCUUUCUUUUUUUUUCUUUUUUUGUUUUCAUUUGUUUUUUUCUUUUUUUUCUUUUAAUGUCAAUGUACUUGUAUCUGAAGGGGGUGACAGUGUUUCUAACCAGAUGCUUGGUCACGCCACGCCAACAGACCUAGCUGUGUAGAUGGAGUUUUGGAGACCAUCGCUUUGGGUGAGGUGUGUCCCAGCUUGUAUCCACACUCCCCCAAACCCCAAAAGAAAUGUCCCGCAUACUCUAGGUUUAUGUACUGAAUCAAACCGUACCGCUAAAUCACAAGAAAGACUUCAAAGUUAAUCAGAGGCAAUAUUGAAGUGGCUACCAUCAACACUCCAGAAUAAAGAGUAACGAUCCAAACCCCAUGAAAAAAAUGUACAAUCUACCAUCAUUCUUUCUCUGUUGAUAUAUUGUAUGAAAAUUAAAUGAGAAAAAAAUAUUUUUUUUCCUUUUUAGUUCAUUUGCAUGGACACAAAUUUAGCUGAAUUAAAAAAAGAAAAAGAAAAUUAUUUUCUUGAGGCUGCAACUUGCAAAAAAAGAUGAAGAAAAAGAAAUAAAACAGAUCAGCCAUUUUCAACAAUUUAUAUUAUUUUUAAAGAUAAAUUUCACUAGUGCAUGGUUUUCAAGGGGAGUGAAUGCAACAUCGUGAUAAAAAAAAAAAAGACAUUGUUUAUCAUUCUUUAGACCAUUCAUGAGUCUGUGUUUUGCAGACAUGCAGAUAAGGGAAACUUAAAGGAAACUUUUGGAGCUAUUUAACAGAAAAUGUUUAUGUGACAAAAAGUGAUAAUGAAAAUAAAUGUAAAUGAUUUAUUUCAUUGUAAAAGGCUCACGCCUUAUAAAGAUAAACAUUAUGUGCAAAUUGUACAUGUUUCUCUUUUUCUUCCUUGUCCCAGGGUACUUCUCAUUGUACUAUUCAUUGCUACCAUUGUUCAGUCCCCUGAUAUUGUCCAGAUUUUAGGACUGUUGGUUCAUUUACAGUUCUGUAUUGUUUCAGUAUGUAUUUUAUUUUGGAUUUGAUUUGUUUAACAAGCAUGUUGAAAAGGAUUUUCUGCAACAUGGCUUGGGCACACCUUACAGUAACUCAGCAUGUUUUGAUAAAGAUGAUAUUUGGAAUUUUUGCAGUUUCUUGUACAGUGCAUGUCAACUUCAUUACUUUUCUCCCUCACCUUAAAUUGAACUCUACAACAAAUUAGUUCUUGGUCUUCUGCGGCCACUUAUUGAAGUUUUAUCAAAAAACAUUCCACCCCCAAAGUCAUAUUUUCUUUCAGGUUUUUGAGAAAAAAAGUGACAAGGAAAAUAUUUUAUAUUUAAUGGAGGUUGACAAAACAGUUGUGAUUGCAAGUGUAUUUUAUUUCAGUAUUGUUGACGAACAUGCAAAAAUAAUCUGUAUUGGUACAGCAAGAGGUCUAUACCUAAUCAAGAGGCAGCAAACAUGCAAGAGAUGUAUGUUGCUGUGGUUCAAUUUUACAGGCACUGUUUGUGAAGAUGAGCUAAUCACAAGUUCAAAUAAGGGAUAUUGCCACAGAAAAUGUUUUUUUCUUGUUUUAAUGAAAAUGAAAUUAAUUUACUAUAUUUUUGUUAGUUUUAUUUAAAAGCCAAGACCAGUUUAUUUUUUAUUUUCUAUUUUUAGUAAUUAUAAAUACUUCUCAUGUCUGGGAGGUAUAUGAAUCUUAUAGUUGCAGUAUGUCUGAAUGAAAUUGAACUGAGGCAUUAUUCCUUUUCCAUAUGACGAUAACGCGUUUUAAUGUCCAAGAAAACCUUUCGCUUUAACAAGCCACAGUAUAUAUUUUCAUUUUGAUUUUCAUUGUACAUACCUUUAGAUGUCAGAAUUUGAAUAAACAAGCUACCAUGAAUAGAUUGAUAGACUCUUUUGGAACAGGAAAAAUGCCUCACAUGAUGACAAAGACAUAUGUUAUUUAUCCUUUUGAAUGCCUUUUAAUUUUCUCUUUUUGGUGCAAUGUGUUAAUGCCAAGGCUAUGUCUUGGUUAAGUAUGGUUGAGUACAGAGAUUUAUGUAAGUUAUUUUUCAAAUUAAAAAAUAAAAAAUUGAUAUUA
Messenger RNA from Epinephelus fuscoguttatus (brown-marbled grouper), 7620 nucleotides. It is a transcript of the gene rims2a, whose product is annotated as regulating synaptic membrane exocytosis 2a. The record is from RefSeq and is a predicted model, not a curated record. Bases 198 to 5207 code for a protein of 1669 amino acids. Gene Ontology annotation, cellular component: cytoskeleton of presynaptic active zone; presynaptic membrane. The transcript has 34 exons. NCBI's taxonomy places the organism in Eukaryota, Metazoa, Chordata, Actinopteri, Perciformes, Serranidae. Gene Ontology annotation, biological process: regulation of synaptic plasticity; regulation of membrane potential; positive regulation of synaptic transmission. Gene Ontology annotation, molecular function: transmembrane transporter binding; small GTPase binding.